GGGUCGGCAGGUAGCUUGCUGAUCGACAAACCCUUCUCUCCCACACCUUGCCAUGCGUGCAUGCUACCGAAACUAAGCCACCAAGCCUACCAGCCUAUCUCGAUUGCUAUGCGGCAUUCAGUCUAGACCGGCUUUUUGGUCGCGGCGAUCAAUCAUGUUUGUCGCUGCGAUAACGUGUAUCGUAUCCCUCCAACAUGAUUCUGCACCACACCACCACAAGAAAAUCCUUGGCAUUAAUCCAAGCAACCAUCCUUCAUGCAGGCAGGCUCGCCUUAGCUUGCUGUUGGCCUUCUCGUGUCGUCACCAUCGUCCAGCCCAUGCAGAAUGCAUCAAGGGUCUCUGUGAGACGAGAUAUGCCUUUUUUUGUUUUUGCACACCGUUGUUUGGAUCUGGUGAUGGAUUUUCUGAUAAGAGAAGGAAGGUGUAGAGGGUUUUUACUUACCCUUUGACGGGUAAUGGUGGCCGUGCCCUCCCCUCCUUUGCACUCACUCGAAUCUGGAUAAUAAUACGUUGUCCGACGUGCCACUUCCCUCCGGCAGUUCUGGAUAACAUACCAUCAUCGUACCUUCUGUGAGACAUGACUUGCAUGUAGGGUUGUGCCGCCUACGUCGUCAUCUCUACCUCACCUUUGACAGGCCUUCUGGUUCGCCUUUUUGUUAACAAAAAAAAAAAAAAAAAAAAAAAACCAUACUCUAUUGUUUUUCAAAGCAUAUACCACGCAUAUGACCACUGUCAAACGGCAAAUUUUCUUCCCAUCGAGACACAUAUCGUGACAAGUUGACUAGAACUAGUCCAUCACAAAGAACGUUCUUCCCAAUCCAUAUAACAGAGAGAAACCGGUGAUAACCACCUGGGAACUUGCCACAAUGUCCAGGACAAGAAACGACAGUUUGAACCCUGAAAACGAACAGGAUGACCGUAGGACCUCGAUUCUCUCCAUGUUCUCCUUCCGAGAGCGACAUGGAUCCAUCUUGAGCGGUAUCACCGACAUCAUACCCGAGAAUCUACCUCUUCCAUCCUCAUUUGUACCUACUGCACCCAUCGUCCAGGAAAUUCUCAGUAGGGACAUAGCAGAGUGCUCCGAUGAAGAUCACGACAAUGAAGACGGAGAUGAUAACCAUGUUCACGAGCAUCGCAGCGGAAGCAUCAGCCAUAGCCAAACCCCACCCCUUGAUAUCGGUGCCGGCCCAAGCCACCAUCAUCAUACCCAGACCACAUCCCAAGAUGCCAAGCUCGCUUUCCACCCCAACGGCGUUGCCUAUGGCCUUUCGGGCUUCUCUGCCGUCUCGAUCCAAGGCGUUGAUCGUCCUGUCCCGAACCCACAGGAGCUACAACAGUCGCUGGCCGCUGAGGUCGAUCUCCUCCGAGACAACGACCUGAUCCCCUCGCACUCUUCAGAGCAGCGGCGUCGAAGCAGCGCCACCUUCUCCGGGCGCGUGUACCGCCGCUUCCUGAGCACUCGUGUCCGCGAUCACGACCGGCCUGUCGAUAUAUUCUCCAGCGACGUGUUCCGAUCAUCCAGCCAGUCGGUGCUACCGGACGAGCGGGCACCUCUGCUCCCGGGGCGGCGCCGACCCAGCACGGACACGGAGGAGACGCUGGGCGAGAGCGACGGCGACUCGGAGGCGGUCAGCGACAGCGAGGACGAGUCGGUGCCGACGCCGCCGGCGGACGAGGUGCACCAAAAGUGGGAUUCUGCGGUGGCGGCGCAGGUGCUCCGCACGACGUGGCAGCGCGAGGCCAAGACGCUGGUGCAGUACUCGGCACCGCUGAUUGUCACGUUCCUCCUCCACUACUCGGUGACGGUGGCGAGCGUGCUGACGGUCGGGCGGCUGGGCAUGGUGGAGCUGGCGGCGGUCAACCUGGCGACCAUGACGGCGUCCAUCACGUGCUACGUGCCGGUCCAGGGGCUGGCCACGUGUCUGGACACGCUCUGCGCGCAGGCGUACGGGUCGGGCCACAAGCAUCUCGUCGGCCUCCAGGCGCAGCGCAUGACGUGGUUCCUGUGGAUCCUCAUGGUGCCCAUCGCGGUCCUGUGGUGGUUCUCUGGCCCCAUCAUUGAGAAGCUGGUCCCGGGGGAGGAGACGGCCGGCCUGUCGUCGCUGUACCUGAGGGUGCUCAUCCUGGGCAUGCCGGGGGUUGCGGCGCUCGAGUCGGGCAAGAGGUUCGUUCAGGCCCAGGGUCUGUUCCACGCCACCACCUACGUGCUGCUCAUCACGGCGCCGCUGAGCUUCUUCCUGAACUGGCUGUUUGUCUUUAGGUUUGGCUGGGGUUUUGCUGGAUCUGCCAGUGCCAUGGCCAUUGUUCAGAACCUAAUCCCGAUUCUGCUGGUGCUUUAUGUUGUCUUUUUCGAGGGGAGAGAGUGCUGGAGUGGGUUCUCCUGGAAGGCUUUCAGGAACUGGGGCCCCAUGAUCAAGCUGGCACUUCCCGGCAUGAUCAUGAUCGAAGCCCAGUUCUCCGUCCUCGAGAUUCUUACCAUCGCCGCUGGUCAACUUGGAACCGCUCAUCUCGCUGCCCAGAGUGUCUUGGUAACUGUUACUUCGACAUCGUUUAACAUUCCUUUCCCAUUGGCCAUUGCAACAUCUACACGGGUUGCAAACCUCAUUGGAGCGAACCUUGGCGAUGCUGCCAGGACAACUACAAAAGUGGCUAUUUUUGCUGCACUCGCAGUCGGCGUCUUCAACAUGAUCAUGCUCAUCUCUCUCCGCCGAGUCUUGCCCGCCGUAUUCACAGACGACGAGAGAGUGAUCGACAUUGCCUCCAAAACCAUGAUCGUCUGCGGGAUCAUGCAAAUCUUUGACGCCCUGGCUGCUGUGUCCCACGGAAUUCUCAGGGGCGUAGGUCGACAGGCCGUUGGAGGCUAUGCGAACUUGUUUUCGUACUACUUUGUCGCCCUCCCGGUGUCCCUCUCUACUGCGUUUGCAUUGGGCUGGAAACUCAGUGGUUUGUGGGCUGGCUUGGUUUCUGGGCUUGCAGUUGUGUCUGCCCUCGAGUUGUUAUACCUGUACAACUCGGACUGGGAGAGUGCCAUCGCGCAGGCCGCAGCCAGGAUGCGCUCCGAGGAGGUGGAGAUUGUUGAGCCCAAGGCUGUAGGUGCUUUGGGGCCAAAAUAGUAACUAAUGGUAUUUUGGGUUGCUUGCAUAAUGAUAGCCGAGCGGUGGAUUUUUUUUCUUCUUCUUUUUUGGAUUUCAUUAGCAUGCAUUUGUCUUUUAACAGUCUUGAUAUUUUUAGCGGUCCUUUUGUGAUUUAUUUUCUCUUUUUGUUUUGUCUUUGUUUGUUCCCCCCUCGAUGUUUGCAUGGCCAAAAUGGUGCAAGGGGGUUACUCUUCAUACCCCAGACCCGGAAUAAAUUGAAUCGAAAAUCAGGUUCGCUAUGAUUUUGUUUUGAUUGCAGGCAAGAUUUUUUUGAGUUGACGUGUGUUCGGGAAUAUAAUUAGGGUCAUUAGGCUUAUACAUUUGAAUGGAGUGGAAAGCCGAUUUUGCA
Messenger RNA from Pyricularia oryzae 70-15, 3483 nucleotides. RefSeq names its product MATE efflux family protein subfamily. Gene Ontology annotation, molecular function: xenobiotic transmembrane transporter activity; antiporter activity. Gene Ontology annotation, cellular component: membrane. Gene Ontology annotation, biological process: xenobiotic detoxification by transmembrane export across the plasma membrane. The record is from RefSeq and is a predicted model, not a curated record. The coding region runs from base 867 to 3113 and encodes 748 amino acids. The transcript has 4 exons. Lineage: Eukaryota; Fungi; Ascomycota; Sordariomycetes; Magnaporthales; Pyriculariaceae.